UUACUUUCAGACUUUAUUUGUUUCAAAUCACAAGCUUAUAGGUUUGACGUUAGUGAUAAAAUUUAUUGGGUAAUAAGUCUGGGAUAUAAUGAAAUGUUAAUUUUUUGUAAUGUCUGACACUCUUUGGGGAACAUAGUAAAGGAUCAAAUUGGAAAAUUCUUCAGAUGCUCGAAAAGGCACUAAAUUCAGUCAUGCCUUUUGGAAUUAAACUCAGCAGAAAAGGGAGAUAUAUACUCUCACAUAAAAAUUCUUUCUUGGUCCGUGUGCAGUUAUUGGAUAACACAAUAAUGGAAUGUACACUGACUGUCGAAAAUACAGGAAAUGAUUGUUUGCAUGCAGUUGCAAAUAAAUUAGAUUUAAAGGAGGUGCAAUAUUUUGGGUUGAAAUAUUGCAAUAAACAAAUGGCAGUUAGAUGGGUGGAACUUGAUAAGCCUUUAAAGAAGCAAGUGGACAAGAAUGCACAUGAUCCUACUCUUUAUUUUGGAGUAAUGUAUUAUGUUGCUAAUCUUGAAUUAUUGCAACAAGAAAUAACAAGGUAUUUGUUCUACUUACAACUGAAGAAUAACGUAAUUGAUGGUUGUUUACCCAGAAGUCCACAAGAGGCUAUUGAACUAGCGAGCUAUAUGUUACAAGCUGAAUUUGGAGACUAUAAUCCAGAAGUGCACACUGUACAAUAUUUUCGGGAUUUUAUACUCUUUCCAGAGGUGAUGGCUCCAAAUGAAGAAAUACUUGAUUCGCUAACAAAAGAGACUUUAGAUUUACAUCAGCGACACAGGCCAUUGACACCCCCUGAUGCAGAACACAAUUAUAUAUUGAAAGUUAUGCAUCUGGAAGGUUAUGGAGAGGAAAGCUAUGUGACUAAAGAUUCGCAAAACGCAGAUUACGAAAUUGGUUGUUCAUUUGUUGGGAUUGUGACUCGUCACAUUCUUCCUGCAUCUGCAAAUGAAGAUGCAGAAAAUAGUCAAUCACCACAGUUUACAUAUGGAAAAAUAACUUGGUAUGAGUGGAAUAAUAUUGAUCAUGUUCUCUGCAAUAAAUCUGCAAUACAGUUAAACAUGAGAAAAGAUGAUACAACAUUACAGUUUCAUAUGGAAGAUGUUGAAACAGCAAAAUAUGUUUGUAGAAUGUUUGAACUGAGAAGAAAAUUUUAUUCAUUGAAUCGACAAACCAGCAAAAAACUUCCUGUGGAAAAUGGAGAAGAAUCAGAAAUACAGAGGAGGCCAACAUUACGAAGAACUCAAGACACUCCUGUACCUGAGAUCAAUAAUGGCAAUCCAAAUAACGAUCAACAUUCUAUCGACACAUCACAGAGGCAGGCUGACUUUAUUUCAUCACAAGAAAACCUGCAGUCAUAUGCUCGUCAACAAGAAGCACAAUAUUACACAUCUCAAACAAGUUUAGAUCAUGCUUAUGUUUCUCAAACCAGUCUUAACAGAGUUCCUGGACUUCAACAAGAUUAUGGGUAUGCAAAUGGAUAUAUACCUAGUGGAAGCAUGUAUAGUUCACCAAGUAUAAAUUCACUUGGUCAUUCUCAAACACAAUUGAACCAAAAAUCGCCAGCAUCAAGCAACAUGAGUUUAAGCUCAGAUAGACAUCUUGCUGGUAAUGGUGUUCCAGUAUAUAGAUGUACACCUGAUUAUGAACAAGCAGUGAGGCAGCGUAGAAGAUACAGCAGUUAUCUGGAAAAUCAAGCUGUUGCAAGACAACAUCAGCAAGCGGCAGCAGCUGCGAUUCAAGAUGGAUCUCUGAAACCCAGACCACACUCCAUGAUUUACUCUCAACAAGAGUUAAUACAACAAGCAGCAUUUCACGGCCCCCAUUAUGCUCUGUACCCACCUCAUAAUCCUCCUCUACAUUACCAUGCCGGUACACCGCAGAGAGUAGAUUCUGCCACACACUUGCCAGCUUCUCAGACUCAGCUACAUAGACAAUUUGAAUCAUCUCAUGAAUCUUUGCCGCCUGUGCAUGGUUUAAUUUCGCAAUCCACAAACCAUCAAGCACAAUAUAACCCCCAGGAGGCCAUGCAAAUGCAGGAUGUAAGGCUGCAAGGUGGAGCAGGUGCUGUACCAGGGAAUGCUAUACUUGCAGCAAGCACUCCGGAACUUGCCAAUGCAGUACAACAGGCGAAAGGUUAUUCUGCUUCUGAAAUGCAAUUGCUGAGAUAUUACACAAAACCACCACCACCUUACCCUCGUAAUAACAGUACAAGCACACCUGAUCUAAGUGCCCAUAGACACAGUGCUGUCUCCGCGAGCAGUCCCGAUCUACACCAAGGAUACAGCGGAAUACCGGGACAGCAGCGUUGGACAAAUUUACAUCCUGUACAUCAUGCAGCUUUAACAGAAGAUGGUUAUCAAGCGCUGGCCGAACAUAAUCAAAUGCUUCAAGAUGGCUUCCAGCCAUCUGAUCAAAUGUCGGUUAUCAGAGGUGUUUGCACAAGCGUUGAAGGUUUACAUCAUUCACAACAGAAUAUGAUGGAAAUGAAUGCAGCUGCUCAACAACAACAAAGAAAGCAAACGCCUGAACAAUCUGUACAAGCAUAUCUUCAGCAGUUAUCACUCGAACAACAUUCACAGCUUCCAACUCCACCACGGACGAAACAGCCAGGACAACAACAUCCCCAUGCCAGACAUCACAGACCUGUGUCAUACCCACCUCGACUGAACCACAACCAUCCAGUGUUAACAGGGGUCGUAGAGCAAGAAUUUUUGCCGCGAAAUAGAUUACCACCAGUACCACAACAGAAUAUUCCAUUGUCACAAUCUCAGACUAGUUCGAGUGCAUCUACAGUUGGUUCUCCAUAUGGAUCACAACAGUAUUUACCCCAACAACAUGGCAGCCAAAUAAGUCUACAACACAUUCAACUUGCACCAGCAGCCCAUCCUAUUCUUACACAACAUCCCAUGCCACAAAGAGCGGAAGUCUCCAUCCAUCCAGCUGGGUCCAACAGUAAUUUACAUUAUCAGCAUCCAACACAAUUGCAACAGCAUAACCAAGUGAAUCAACUUGAUGAUCAAAACGGAGAAUAUUCAGAUGAUCCAGAUGCAUAUGAAGUUUCAACAAUAGAAAAUGAGCAAGAAUUUGGAACAAUACCUCAUCACUCACAAAUGGCAUCAAAUGUUACGAUGGUUGUUCAUAGCAGUGCGAGUGAAGCCAGUAGCAGUGAUGAUGAAAUUUAUUCUUCCGAUGAUGACGGUCAACAACAUAAACCAAAGACAGAUUACCGACAUGUGCCUUUAACAACCAUAGAUGGAUGGCACAGAGAAAAACCAACAGAGAUGUACGUUCCGCCAAAACCAAAACAAGAUAUGCAACAGUUUGUGCCCAAUGAGGAGGAUUCUCAUGAGAUGAGACUUCCACCUCCUUACCCAGAAGACCAAAACCCCCUUUCCAGUCCCAUACCACCCAUUCCGAUCAUAGGCACUGAGGACCAUGACCCACCUAAAAGUUAUCGAAAGCCGGACAUGAUGGAAAGUUUUGACGAGGGUGAUAUGGCACGAGUUUCUGUUUUCCCUCACCCCCACCCUUCACCUCUGCCCCAUUCUCCCAAACUCAGUAAUACAAAUCCUUUUUAUACCCCAAAUAUGAACUCAAAUAACCCAUUUUACGAGCAAAGUGUUGAAAAUGGUGGAAAUCUGGAUGUGAUUAAACAUGAUGUUGAUUUUGAAGAUUUUCACAGAAAAAAUUCGACUGUUACUGCAAACCAAAAGGAAGCAACUAGUUUGUUUGCAGAUGCUAGUAGUGGUGACUUGAGACAAGCAAGACGUAGUACAAGGAAAAAUAUGCCUCUGAAAUUAUCAACAACUAGCUCCGAUAUGAAUGAUCUCGCAACUUCAGCUGGUGCUCCUGAUGAAAGGGUUCUUCAGUUGGAGAAGCAGGUGGAAGAUGGACAAGUAUUGACUGAAUAUGAAAAAAUCCAAAGAAAACGAACAACAAACGAGGCAUUGUCUGGAGAUUUAUCUGGUCAAAGAGAUCGUGUUAAAAGUGUGUUGCCAUAUUCUGAUAACCGAAUCUUGAUUUCAAAAACAGCAGGAAACAAUGAUGGAUAUAUUAAUGCUUCUAUGUUAGAGGUGGAAGUUGCAGAUCAAAAGUGGAGUUAUAUUGCAUGCCAAAGUCCACUUGACGAUUUUCUUCAUGAAUUUUGGGAAAUGAUCUGGGACCAAAGAGUUAACAUUAUUGCAAUGAUAUCAAAGGAAAUUGAGGAUGGUAGAGUAAGGUGUGGAAGAUACUGGCCAGAACAAGUUGGUGAUCCAAGCGCAUUAUUGUUUGGAGAUUAUAGAGUGUCAUGUGAAAUUGUCAGCGAAUAUUCACAAUCACAAACAACUGAUAGGACUGAAGAUGAUAAUUAUGAUGAAGACCUCACACGACCUCGAUCUGGUUCAACAGCUUGUGAAAAUUUAGUCACAAGUCGUCUUGUGCUGCAAAAAGCUGGAACAACUGAAUGCAGGAAAAUUUGGCAUUUGCAAUAUGUUGGAUGGCCAGAUUCUGGCGCACCAAAGGAGGCAACAGAUUUUCUAGCAUUUAUGGAAGAGUUGGAGUCUGUUAGAAGGUUGGCAGAAGACACAUUAUCAGAAGAUGAGCCAAUUCCUCCUAUUGUCGUCCACUGUGCUUCAGGUGCAGGAAGAACUGGUGUUGUAAUAUUAAGUGAUCUAAUGAGACACAGUCUUGAACAUAAUAAAAUUACAACAGUCCCUGAAAUGUUGAAGACACUUCGUGAACAGAGGAUGCAUAUUGUACAAACCGUGUCACAAUAUAAUUUUGUUUAUCAAGUUUUAAUCCUAUUUUUAAAGAACUCCAGAUUAAUUUGAUUUUAGGUAAACAGAUUUCUGUCGCUAAAAUCUUAUUUCUUUGCGAAGAAGGACCCGUAUUAUUAUUUUUUCACAACACGACUAUGUUUUAUUCGUAUUUUUUUUGUUCACAAAAAAAUCGUUUUUUGUUUUGUUAUUAUUAUGUUAUAAUAUCAUCAUGAUCAACCCUUUUAUAUUGUUUAACGUUCGCAAGUUUUUACGUCAAACAUGUUUUUAAACGAUCACUUUCGUUAAUUGAUACCGAUUGCCAACUCAUUAUUUUGAUGUGUUUUUUACAGUUUGUGAUUGACUUUUUUACAUUAUUCAUCAUUUUUCAAUGAAGUUAUGUACAAAAGUAUUCUUUUUUCUGGUUUUAAUUUUAGUAUAAAAAAUUGAAAUUUUAGUUAGAAAUAUUUUGUCGGGAUGGCAUUUGUGAUCUAAAAUUUUGAACGCUUACUGCUUAUGACCGUAUAUGUAGUAGAUUAAAUUUUUUUUGUAUUCAUUUUUGGUGGCAUGAAUUUUUCUUGAACUUAACCUAUGAAUGUUGUAAAUUAGAAAGAAGUUAUAUUUGACGGUCUGGGCUUUCUACCAGAGACUUUCGUGAUGAUAUUUCAAGAUACUAUAUAGUUACAGCACAGAAAAAAUGCUCAGUGAAUUAACAAUACCAGAAAGCAUGUGGUGUGUAAGCAUAUAUAUAUAUAUGUAUCAAAGUUUCGUCACCUAUUUGAAAAACUCAAAAUUUUGACGAUUAUGUCGUACUAUUCAGUAUCGACAGCUGUAUAUUUAUUUUUCCUAUUGGGUUUUCUACUUGAACGCAUCAUUCUGUUCUGCGUUAUUGAAUGUUCAGUGCAGUGAAUGGAAUUCCGAACUUACUUUAUAUUGUGAAAGGGAAUCCUGCUCAAUGGCCAUGAUGUCGCUACUAGAAUAAAAAGACUUGCAACUGGAUAUUCAUUCAAUUUCAUUAGGUAUUCUCUUGAGUACAAGAAGCAAUAUUUAUUGUAUCUAACAGUGAAAUAUAUUAUUAAUUUUACAUCCCGUCCAUUUCUCAUUUUCCCUCUAUUCAUCAUUGGCUAAACACGUUUUUAGUUUUCGUGAAAUUUUUCAUGCUUUUUUUGAUUUUACAAAACCACACAUUUUUUUGUGAUUACUUAAAAUAUAUUUGCAAGUUUACACAA
This is a messenger RNA of Styela clava, 5962 nucleotides long. Its product is annotated as tyrosine-protein phosphatase non-receptor type 14-like. The record is from RefSeq and is a predicted model, not a curated record. Gene Ontology annotation, molecular function: protein tyrosine phosphatase activity. NCBI's taxonomy places the organism in Eukaryota, Metazoa, Chordata, Ascidiacea, Stolidobranchia, Styelidae. Gene Ontology annotation, biological process: protein dephosphorylation. Gene Ontology annotation, cellular component: cytoskeleton.